Messenger RNA from Uloborus diversus, 3025 nucleotides. RefSeq names its product pro-neuregulin-2, membrane-bound isoform-like. The transcript has 7 exons. Gene Ontology annotation, biological process: homophilic cell-cell adhesion; animal organ development; intracellular signal transduction. The coding region runs from base 145 to 1113 and encodes 322 amino acids. NCBI's taxonomy places the organism in Eukaryota, Metazoa, Arthropoda, Arachnida, Araneae, Uloboridae. The record is from RefSeq and is a predicted model, not a curated record. Gene Ontology annotation, molecular function: signaling receptor binding; cell-cell adhesion mediator activity. Gene Ontology annotation, cellular component: plasma membrane; axon.
ACGAGAAGCGGCGCGCGGUCAAGUUCAUUACUGCGCAGGACUCUGAAGGAGUCGGAGCACCCUGUUCUCUCCACACACCAGCGAUCGCAUCCCAGACGAGAGAGAGCGAGGCCAUGCCGAUCCGCCGCACCGGGACCCGCGGCGAUGCAGUGUAGCAGCUCGCGACAUCCGUUCCCGCGCUGGAGUAAGCCCCUCCUCGUCCUGGUGCUCCCGCUCCUGGCCGCGGCCUCCUGUCCGGCGCCGCUGCCCCCCUCGGUAGACGACCCGCAAACCAAGGCGCUGCUCAGUCCGGUCGUCUUCGCCGGACGCCUGACCGAGCUCUCGCGUCGCGGCCGGACUGCCCAUUUCGCCGUCGACCGGAUCCUGAGGGCGCCCCGGGAGCUGCCGCACCGGCAGGUCGGCGUCGUCGAGUUCGGGGGGCGCCCGCGGUGCCAGGGCUACCGGGCGGGAGAGGGGGAGCUCCAGAUAGGGGAGCGCUACGUGGUGUUCGCAGCGUGGCACCGGCAGCGCAAGAUGAUAGCCCUGGCCGGACCGGAGCCCUACUCCAAGCGAAAGGCAGUGGCCAAAGUGCUCUGUGCGAACUGUGCCAAAGCACCAACCGUCCGAAAUCUUAAAGACACGAAAGUCGAAAUGAAUUCGAAGUUGAAAUUGAAGUGCAGAAUCUCAGGAAAUCCUCCCCCAAGAGUCACGUGGUUCAAAAAUGGAAUCAGGGUUAAAUCUGAUGGAAGGAUGAAAGUCAGAUCAAAAAGGCGGCAUUCUCAAUUAGUAAUUAGUCAAGUAAACUUUCAAGAUGCAGGGACAUAUGAAUGUUCCGCUAGUAACAUUUUAGGAAAUGCAACCACAUCUGCUACAGUAAUAAUCAACGCAACAACAGACUGGGUAUUCAAGAAAUCACCAUGUCCGAAAAACAACUUUUGCCUUAAUGGUGGCAAUUGCAGCUAUUUUGAAACUGUACAAGAAUACGUUUGUGAGUGUGCGGAAGGAUAUCGGGGCCAAAGAUGUGAAAGUAAAGCUGCCUCCAUAUUUAAUAGUCUCGCACCUGUAGAUGCGCCGAAGGCUCCACAUGAUUUGGACGCCACAACUCACAUGCUGACGCACUACUGGGGUAAAUGAGGGUUGAUUUUGAUUUUUACGAAGAGAAGUAAGCAUCUGCUGGACAGAUAUUUCAGUUAAGUGAGCUGGGCCUCACGCGAAAAACAUACGUCAUGUAUAUAAUCACAUUAUAUUUCAUGCAUCGUGAUGAAAAGGAGGCAAUGAAGGUAUUUGUAAUCUUCUAAACAGUAACUUAUAUUUGAGUCGAGAUUUAAAAAAGAACUACGGACUGGUUUCAUGUGACUGUCACCUGAAAGUAUUACUGUGGUAAUUCACGUCUUGGGACCGCAGCAUUUUAAAGACACUUUGUAUUUUUUCAUAUUGUUUUAACUUAUUUUGGACUAAAUCCUUCCCGGAUCAUUCCGUUAAGGAGUUCUGAAUAUGAAAGGAGCUGUAAUUUUUACAGUAUAGAAAAGUUGGAGUCAUCAGUUAAAGCUUUUUGAAAAGAAGAAAGUUUGUGUAUCUCGCUAAAACGCAUUUCUGAGCUUGAAAGAUUCAUUUUAGAUAAACUACGCAUAUUCAUCAGGUUUCUGUCUUAAUGUUUCAAUCUUGUAGAAAUGAUUUAAUUUUGGAACUUGAACCGAAAAUCAGUUUUGUCUUCUGAAGAAAAUAUUAUUUCCAGCGUAUUGAAAGGAUAAUUAUUCACAAGUGAGAUGUAAAAGAACUACGUAGAAAUACAAGCGUAUUCUUUUCUGCGUAGAAAUAAAAAUUGGUUCGAAAUAAACCAACUAGAAAAAAUGCUUGAAAUAAUUUUUCGAUUUUAAUCAAACGGAAAACAUACUUAAACUACAAUUUGACAUACUGAGAAAUAAGUAAUUUGAUCAGAUAUCUUGAAAUUCCUUGAGGUAAUAUUUAACUUGACUUGGGUAAACUUUAUACCCUUCUGCACAUCGCUCUGCUCAAUGCCAAUUUAUAUACUUUGGAGCUCGUAGAAACAAUUAUGAGCUAUAUUUUAUUGUUUGGGAGUCCGUUGGAAUUAUGAAAAGCAAGUUACAACAUAGCAACUAAUUUUAACACGAUCUAAUUAACAAAUGUCAUCCCAUUUAGCCUUUAUCUUUGUCUUUCCAAAGACAUUGAUAAAAUUCUGAAGCAAAAUUUACCAUUUAACAUUUAUUGCGUCCUUUUUAAUAAGAAUUGUUUCUAAAAAAAACAAGAGAUUCUUGGCUUGUAAGCAACAGAGUAGAAGAGUGAGAAUGCUUUUAAAUUGAAAAAUAAGUAAACUUUCUCGAAAGUAAUAAAUGCUACACAUAUUAUUUUACUUCGAACUGGAACCUGCGAUCCAGCAAUCCUUCUUUUCCUUUAUCUCAAUCAUCGCAAAGCAAAAGACAUUGAAUCAAUAUUGAUUUUUACAUUGAAAAACAUUGUAAAACAACUUUUAGAAAGGUUCAUUUUCUCAUCAGAUUACUGCAUUUUGUAAGAUCUUCAGGAAGCAUAGUUCAUUUGUGUCUAAGAACAACAAAGUGGGCUGUUUGUAAAGACUUUUCAUAGCCUAUCCUACAAGGAAAUUUAAGCAUUCUUUGAUUUUAUUGAAAAUGAUUUCAGUUUUCAUUAAAUUGUUCAACAUGAAAUAUGCUUAAAAAUGGACCAGGCCUAGUAAAUUAUUGAACCGAAUUAACAUAACCUGUUGAGUUAUAUCAUUUUCCAUAAAUCAUUGGCUAUGAAAAACUAUCAUUUUUCACAAUUUUUAGAACUAAAACUGUAAACUCGAAGGCCCGCCACAGUUUGCAUUUAUGAUUCAUCAUGUAUUUCAUCAAGCUUCAGGUAUUAGGAAGGAGUUUAACACAACUUUUUUAGCUGCCGUGUUGAAUUGAUUAUUAUCAAAAGAUGACUAUUUUCAUAUGUAAAUAUUUUGCUACUAUCAGUGUUGUGAAUAUAAGUUUGGAUAAUUGCAACGUACAUGGUAAAAAAUUCAUAUUUUGAAAAAAAAAUGAGA